Oncorhynchus tshawytscha (Chinook salmon) is the source of this 2032-nucleotide messenger RNA. Its product is annotated as importin subunit alpha-4. Gene Ontology annotation, molecular function: nuclear import signal receptor activity; protein binding. Gene Ontology annotation, cellular component: nucleus; nucleoplasm; cytoplasm. The record is from RefSeq and is a predicted model, not a curated record. Gene Ontology annotation, biological process: NLS-bearing protein import into nucleus. NCBI's taxonomy places the organism in Eukaryota, Metazoa, Chordata, Actinopteri, Salmoniformes, Salmonidae.
CAAGGAAGUGGGUUCACCAGGGGAUGCACACAUACUAGCCGUAGGCUUCCUCCCCCAAUUGACAGGAUUCCGUGGCUCCUCCUUGACGAGAUUAUCCCAUCGCGGUGUGUCACGUCUGGCCAGCCACCCUUCGGCAAAACAGCAGUACGUUUUCUCUUUUCCCACCGGAGCUUCAAGCGCAGGAUAGCCAAACAUCCCGAACACAGACAGCCAUGGCAGAAAACGCCGAUUUGGAUAACCACCGAAUUAAGAGCUUCAAAAAUAAGGGGCGCGAUGUCGAGACUAUGCGAAGACAUCGCAAUGAAGUGACAGUGGAGCUGAGAAAGAACAAACGAGAUGAGCACCUUCUGAAGAAGAGGAACGUUCCACAGGAGGAGAGCCUGGAAGACUCAGACAUAGACUCUGACUUUAAAGGGCAAAAUGUAACACUGGAAGCCAUCUUACAGAAUGCUGUCAGUGACAACGGACUCAUCCAGCUCAGUGCCGUGCAGGCAGCCAGAAAACUCCUGUCCAGUGACAGAAACCCCCCCAUCGACGACUUGAUUAAGUCUGGCAUCCUGCCCAUCCUGGUCAAAUGCCUGGAGAGGGACGACAAUCCCUCUCUCCAGUUUGAGGCUGCCUGGGCGUUGACCAACAUAGCAUCAGGGACGUCACAACAGACUCAAGCUGUGGUCAAAUCUAAUGCUGUGCCUCUAUUCCUGCGGCUGCUACAAUCUCCUCACCAGAACGUAUGUGAACAGGCCGUGUGGGCGCUAGGCAACAUCAUCGGCGAUGGACCGCAGUGCAGGGAUUACGUAAUCCUGGGCGUGGUCAAGCCCCUGCUGUCAUUUAUUAACCCCUCCAUCCCCAUCACCUUCCUCCGCAACGUCACCUGGGUCAUUGUCAACCUCUGCCGCAACAAGGACCCACCGCCCCUGGAGACAGUACAGGAGAUUCUACCUGCUCUCUGUGUAUUGAUAUACCACACUGAUAUAAAUAUCCUAGUGGAUACAGUGUGGGCCUUGUCCUAUCUCACAGAUGGAGGGAACGAACAGAUCCAGAUGGUCAUCGACUCGGGGGUUGUCCCCUUCCUCGUCCCCCUGCUCAGCCACCAAGAGGUCAAAGUUCAGACUGCAGCUCUGAGGGCAGUGGGGAACAUUGUGACGGGGACAGACGAGCAGACGCAGGUGGUGCUCAACUGUGACGUCCUCUCGCACUUCCCCAACCUGCUCACACACCCCAAGGAGAAGAUCAACAAGGAGGCCGUGUGGUUCCUGUCCAACAUCACAGCAGGCAACCAGCAGCAGGUGCAGGCCGUCAUUGACGCUGGCCUGCUGCCCAUGAUCAUCCACCAGCUGGCUAAGGUGAACUUUGGCACACAGAAGGAGGCAGCCUGGGCCAUCAGCAACUUGACAAUAAGUGGAAGAAAAGAUCAGGUGGAGUACCUGGUGCAGCAGAAUGUGGUUCCUCCGUUCUGCAGCCUGCUGUCUGUGAAGGACUCCCAGGUGGUUCAGGUGGUCCUAGACGGCCUCAAGAACGUCCUCAUUAUGGCCGGGGACGAGGCCAGCACCAUCGCUGAGAUCAUAGAGGAGUGUGGAGGUCUAGAGAAGAUCGAGAACCUUCAGCAGCAUGAAAACGAGGACAUCUACAAACUAGCCUUCGAGAUCAUCGACCAGUACUUCUCAGGAGACGAUAUUGACGAGGAUCCCAGCUUGAUCCCCGAAGCCACUCAGGGCGGAACCUUCAACUUUGACCCCGCCACCAACCUGCAAGCAAAGGAGUUCAAGUUUUAAAGGCAAACGUCCACCUAGUAGGUCUAACUCUCUAGCUGCUCUGAACCCUCAAGUCACCUCCUUCCCAACAUCAAUCACUGACUCACUAACAACAACAGUUCAAGCACUGAAGGAAGGAUCAUUGUUAUCCAUCUCUUUUCAAGCAUCUCACAGCGAUGCUUAUAAAUGUUCCAGAAAGAGAAAAUGCCUCGUCCGUCAUUCCUGCAGUUGCCAAAAAGUUGCUAUUAUCCCUUUACUCAGACACAUACACACCAUGAACA